AUGGAUCCCCUCAGCAUCGCCGCUUCCAUUGUGGGCAUUACCAUGGCUGCUCUUCAAAGUGCUCAGUUCCUCACCAACUUGAUCGACAGUAUCGCUGAGGCUCCCGCCACCGUUGCGGGUAUCAGCACCGACCUUCUGGCAAUUCAGGCUACUUUGCAAAGUCUUGCUAGAGCAUUGCAAGAAGGUUCUUCCCAGAUUCUUCUAAGUGAACAGGUCAAGCAUGCUGUAGAGAACUGCCAUACAGCGUGCAGGACUUUUCAGAUGCAAGUAGAGCACUGGACAAAGCAUUCUACAAAGGACAAGAUGUUCUGGAUGGACAGAUGGAAGCUUGGGCUUUUUGGACUAGAGCGGAUUAAGAUAUUCAGGGAACAGCUUGGUAAUUGCAAGAGCACCCUUAGUAUAGCACUCUCAACUGCGACGACUGUUACUAUGUUCCGUCAAGACAAUGUGAUGCAAGAGAUGAAGGAUAUGAUGCUUAAAUACCACGAGGACAUUCUCCAGCAGCAGUUGGAUCGAGCGAAUACUGAAACAGCAAAGACAGAAGAUGUCAUACAGCAACUCACGACGCGCGGUGGCGAGUCCGGCCCAGUAUCACAGGAUCGGGAAUCAGAACAGAGUAGACAGGAGAUUCUCCGCGAAUUUGGGCGACAGGAAGCGACGCACAAUGUCUUGAGAGAUAUGUGUAUAGAGGCACUUUCUCAAACAGUCUAUGAGCGCACAGGACAAAAGAUCAAGGGCGUUACAGCGACAAACAACAGUUCAGCUCUUGCUGGAUUCAUCAACGCUUCUGGAGAAGAGUUGAGGAUUGAUCAGGACAUCUCAGACGUUGCUGCUGACAACUGGAGUAUUGCAGCCGCUGGAGUCAUCAAGAAUAUGGACUUCAAUGCUAUGGUUUCAGGUAAGCCAGGCCAAAGCGGUCGCGACAUCAUGCGUGAGCUAUAG
This is a messenger RNA of Alternaria arborescens, 942 nucleotides long. RefSeq lists its product as hypothetical. The transcript is spliced from 2 exons. The coding region runs from base 1 to 942 and encodes 313 amino acids. NCBI's taxonomy places the organism in Eukaryota, Fungi, Ascomycota, Dothideomycetes, Pleosporales, Pleosporaceae. The record is from RefSeq and is a predicted model, not a curated record.